Messenger RNA from Aphanomyces invadans, 2163 nucleotides. RefSeq lists its product as hypothetical. The record is from RefSeq and is a predicted model, not a curated record. Lineage: Eukaryota; Oomycota; Saprolegniomycetes; Saprolegniales; Verrucalvaceae. Gene Ontology annotation, molecular function: phosphatidate phosphatase activity. The coding region runs from base 139 to 2067 and encodes 642 amino acids. The transcript has 7 exons.
GUCGUGGUUGAAGUCGCCAAACUCGAGCGACUUUGAGCCUGCCCGGUUGCCGCCGACCGCAACCUUCCAGCUCCCGUUCCGUAGCCUCUACGUCGGCACAUAUUGUCUACCAGUGAGCUCCGUUGCUUGCUCGUUGCGAUGAACGUCAUUAACUCCGUCAAGGAGUACGUUACGACGGUGUUCGACCUCGGCAGCACUCGCACGGAAGCUAUCGACGUCGUGGCAAUUCAGCAUGAUGCACCAGACCAGCAAGUCCGGUCUACUCCUUUCUACGUGCGCUUCGAGGUGACCAAGUACCACGACCGUCGAGUGGACGUGUUCGUCAAUGGCGAGCAGGCCCGCGGCGUGUACAUGGAGCUUGACUCGAACGGAGAGGCCUUCUUCGCACGCGUGCAGUCGCCUGACACGAUGAUGGAGCCCAUGUUCUUCACCGACUUCGGAGAUCCUCCGUCAAACCCAUCCACUUUCAACUCCUUCAAUGAGGACUCCAUGCGCGAUCCCGUUGUGUUGCGGACCAACGUCAAGUUUUCCGAGGACAUGCGUACACCCAGUUUCUACUUUGACGCAAUGCACAGCGCCCCUCCGUCCGUCGAGAAAGCGAGUGUCCUGCAAAAGACCACGAGCGACUACUUUGACGCUCAGUCCGAGCCUGGUCCCCACCCUUCGGCAACAUCCACCGACCACGGCGACCCCGCGCAGUCCAUCCACAUGGACUUGUUCCAUGCACAGCCAGCGCUGUCCCUCUGCGGCGACUUGCUAUCGACGGCCAUGACGACGGAAGAUGCCGCUGCCAUCUUUCGAAAUCAUCAAGUGUCGGCCGAUGCAUUUCGCCGAGACGGCAUCGCUAUCCUCCAAGACCCAGCGCUCAGGGUGCUUGUUCAUGGCACGUACCAUCGCUACGACCUCUUUGCGCAAUCGCAGCUCGUGACCGAAGCGUGCUUUCCGACCUCGAAGUCUCACCUUCGUUCCCUCAUGAAACCAUCGGCAUGUCAACCGACUCUAGCGCAGCCAUCACCGUCGCUACCCUUCGUUGAAGAGACAGCCAAGCCACGUCGGCACACCAUCGAUGGGCUCGUACCUUUGCCUUUCACUCAACUCUCGAAUGACCAAGCCAGCCUGACUCGGACAGACAGCACCCGUGCCACAACUUCGCGAUGGCUGCGGUGGUUUCGAUCGAGCCCCCGGUCGUCGUCGUCCAGGCUUGCGUUGGCUACAGACAAUCUUCCAUCGGGUGGCGCCGAGGAAGAACCGAGCGAGCCACUGCUUCACCGAUGUGUGUACCCAGACCAAGACCAGCUCGGCCGCAUGCACCUGGUGUAUGGCCCCAACAAGCUCGAGUUCCGCGUCAAGUCCAAUGUGUUUGGCGAAGAGGAUCUGGUCGUGACAUCGACGCUGUUCCUUUGGCACGCCUCGACGAAGCUUGUCGUGGCUGACAUCGACUUUGCCGUGAGCUGCGAUGUCGCCGCCGAUUCCUCGUCGUUCCUUCGAUCGUCGUCGACCAAGUACGAUGUCGCGGACGGCGCUCCCGACUUCUUUUCCCAUGUUCUCGACCACGGCUACCAGCUCAUCUACCUCUCGUCUCGCAAUCCCGUCGACUCGAGGGAGAUGCUGGAUUUCCUUCCCCAGGCGCCGCUUCUUGGCGCGUUUGGGACGUUUGACAUGGACAACGAUCAAGUCGCUCUCAAGCUGUCCAUGCUCCAGGAGCUCCAGGCUCUGUACCCCCCCGACGUGAAUCCGUACUACGCCGCCCUCACGAACGCCAACCACACCAACGCCUUCCUCGACUCGGGUCUGCAUCCAGGCAAAGUGCUCGUUGUGGACUCGUCAACUGGCCGCUUCCGCCUGGCCCAUCAAAAGGUGCACAAGGACACGGACGUCUCGUAUGCCAAUCUACGCGAUCCCCGCACAUUUGACUUUAUGUUUCCGCCCGUGAACGCCUCGACCGUCGAUUCGAGCUCCACCGCGCCGCCGGGUGACGUCGCGCCCGCCGGGCGAAACCCCUCCACGUUCCACGAAGAAGCGUUCAACGAUCUCAACUUCUGGCGCCUGCCUCCUCCGCGCAUGUGACUGCGUCGUACAAGCAAGUCGUCCAGCCCCGUUUCUCCAACUCGCUUGACUCGAUGGAGCAAUGUCGAACUGAACAGGAUGUGUUCUCGAUGCACA